CCGGUCGACGAGAUCCUGUGGCGUGUGCGUUUGUUUCUCAGGUAAAACAUGGCUAAAAGCUUACGGAGCAAGUGGAAAAGAAAAAUGCGCGCUGAAAAGAGAAAAAAGAAUGCCCCAAAGGAGCUCAGCAGGCUUAAAAGUAUUCUCAAACUAGACGGUGAUGUUUUAAUGAAAGAUGUUCAAGAGAUAGUAACUGUGGUGGUACACAAACCCAAACAUUGCCAAGAGAAAAUGCAAUGUGAGGUAAAAGAUGAAAAAGAUGACAUGAAAAUGGAGACUGAUAUUAAGAGAAACAAAAAGACUCUUCUAGACCAGAAUGGGCAGUACCCAAUAUGGAUGAACCAAAGGCAAAGAAAAAAGCUGAAGGCAAAGCGAGAGAGAAGAAAGGGGAAAAGUAAAGCAAAAACAGUGAAAGUGGCAAAGGGUUUGGCCUGGUAGACUCUUAAAACCUUGGAAAAUGCCACAUGGGACAGGUGAUGGAUUAGAAUGUAUACACAUGUAUAACUUGAUUUCAACUCCCACCAAAUGAAAACUAUUUGUUUUCCUAUUUUAACUUGGCCUUUUUUCUUCAAUUCAAACCCAGCAUAACUCCUCAAGUUUGUUUUGGGAACUUGAAUAAAAUACUUUGUUUCAUA
Molecule: messenger RNA, 635 nt
Organism: Cebus imitator (Panamanian white-faced capuchin)
Lineage: Eukaryota; Metazoa; Chordata; Mammalia; Primates; Cebidae
Product: protein LLP homolog
Exons: 1
Coding region: 49-438 (129 amino acids)
Biological process (GO): dendrite extension
Cellular component (GO): nucleolus
Molecular function (GO): RNA binding
Source: RefSeq, a predicted model, not a curated record